Acomys russatus (golden spiny mouse) is the source of this 3191-nucleotide messenger RNA. RefSeq names its product ENAH actin regulator (gene Enah). Gene Ontology annotation, molecular function: SH3 domain binding; profilin binding. The record is from RefSeq and is a predicted model, not a curated record. The transcript is spliced from 15 exons. Lineage: Eukaryota; Metazoa; Chordata; Mammalia; Rodentia; Muridae. Gene Ontology annotation, biological process: axon guidance; actin polymerization or depolymerization; actin polymerization-dependent cell motility. The coding region runs from base 164 to 2572 and encodes 802 amino acids.
GCGGGCCGGCGCCUCGCCUCUGCGCGCGGAGAUGGUGUAGCCCGGCCGCCGGAGCCGGAGCCGCCUCUGCUCGCGCGUCCUCGCGGCGUCCGCCUCCCUGCCUGAGGAGAGACCCUCUGCUCGGCGUCUCCCGCGCCGGGGAAGCCUCGGCGCCGCCGGCACCAUGAGUGAACAGAGUAUCUGCCAGGCAAGAGCUGCUGUGAUGGUUUACGAUGAUGCCAAUAAGAAGUGGGUGCCAGCGGGUGGCUCAACUGGGUUCAGCAGAGUGCAUAUCUAUCACCAUACAGGCAACAACACAUUCAGAGUGGUGGGCAGAAAGAUUCAAGACCAUCAGGUCGUGAUAAAUUGUGCCAUUCCUAAAGGGCUGAAGUACAAUCAAGCUACACAGACUUUCCACCAAUGGCGGGAUGCUAGACAGGUGUAUGGUCUCAACUUUGGCAGCAAAGAGGAUGCCAACGUCUUCGCAAGUGCCAUGAUGCACGCCUUAGAAGUGUUAAAUUCACAGGAAGCAGCCCAGAGCAAGGUUACUGCUACCCAGGACAGCACUAAUUUGCGAUGUAUUUUCUGUGGGCCAACAUUGCCUAGACAAAAUUCACAACUACCUGCUCAAGUUCAAAAUGGCCCGUCCCAAGAAGAGUUGGAAAUCCAGAGAAGGCAACUGCAAGAACAGCAGCGACAGAAGGAGCUGGAGAGGGAAAGGCUGGAGAGAGAAAGAAUGGACAGGGAAAAGCUAGAGAGAGACCGGCUGGAGAGGGAGAGGCUGGAGAGGGAGCGCCUGGAGCAGGAGCAGCUGGAGCGGCAGCGGCAGGAGAGGGAGCACGUGGAACGCCUGGAGAGGGAGCGGCUGGAGCGCCUGGAGAGGGAGAGGCAAGACCGAGAGCGCCUGGAGCAGCUGGAGCGAGAGCAAGUGGAGUGGGAGAGAGAGCACAGAGUGUCCAAUGCUGCUCCAUCUUCAGACAGCUCCCUGUAUAAUGCUCCACUUGCUGAGUAUUCCAGUUGCCAGCCUCCUUCAGCACCUCCUCCAUCAUAUGCUAAAGUCAUCUCAGCUCCGGUGUCAGACGCCACUCCUGAUUACGCUGUAGUGACCGCCUUGCCACCUACUUCCACACCCCCUACACCACCACUGCGGCACUCAGCGACACGUUUUGCAACAUCUCUAGGUUCAGCCUUCCACCCUGUUCUUCCCCAUUACGCCACAGUUCCUCGUCCUCUGAACAAAAACUCUCGACCUUCUUCUCCUGUGAACCCACCCUCUUCUCAGCCUCCAGCUGCGAAGUCCUGUGCCUGGCCUACUUCCAAUUUCUCACCCCUCCCUCCAUCUCCUCCGAUAAUGAUUAGCAGCCCCCCUGGCAAAGCUACUGGCCCAAGGCCUGUUCUUCCCAUUUGUGUCUCCUCUCCUGUGCCCCAAAUGCCUCAGUCACCGACAGCACCCAAUGGGUCGCUGGACUCUGUAACAUACCCAGUGUCUCCACCGCCUACCUCAGGGCCAGCAGCGCCACCUCCGCCGCCGCCGCCACCACCACCGCCGCCGCCGCCACCGCCGCCGCCGCUGCCUCCCCUCGCCUCACUCUCACACUGUGGAUCACAGGCUUCUCCUCCUCCAGGCACCCCUCUUGCCUCAACUCCCUCAUCCAAGCCCAGUGUUCUCCCUUCUCCCUCUGCAGCUGCCCCUGCCUCUGUGGAGACCCCUCUAAAUCCUGAGCUGGGAGACUCCUCUGCUUCCGAGCCAGGCUUGCAGGCAGCCUCUCAGCCGGCCGAGACGCCAACCCCACAGGGCCUUGUCUUGGGACCACCUGCACCUCCACCACCCCCACCCCUCCCAUCAGGCCCUGCCCACGCCUCAGCACUUCCUCCUCCCCCUGGACCCCCUCCACCACCCCCACUACCAUCCUCUGGGCCUCCACCACCACCUCCACCACCCCCUCUUCCUAAUCAAGUUCCUCCCCCUCCUCCCCCACCUCCUGCCCCUCCCCUCCCCGCAUCUGGAUUUUUCUCUGGCUCGAUGCCAGAAGACAAUCGCCCUUUAACUGGACUUGCAGCUGCAAUUGCGGGAGCAAAGCUUAGGAAAGUGUCUCGGGUGGAGGACGGUUCUUACCCAGGUGGAGGGUGUACUGUAGGUGUGAACUUGGCCUCAUCCAAAGCAGAUGCUGGUCGUGGGAACGGACCCCUUCCUCUAGGUGGUAGUGGCCUAAUGGAAGAAAUGAGCGCCCUGCUGGCCAGGAGGAGAAGAAUUGCUGAAAAGGGGUCAACAAUAGAAGCCGAACAAAAGGAAGACAGAAGUGAAGACUCGGAGCCUGUAACUACUAAGGCCUCUUCAACAAGUACACCUGAACCAACCAGAAAACCAUGGGAAAGAACAAAUACAAUGAAUGGCAGUAAGUCACCUAUCAUCUCCAGACCCAAAUCUGCACCUUCGUCACAGCCCAGUGCCAAUGGAGUCCAGACAGAAGGACUUGACUAUGACAGACUGAAGCAGGACAUUUUAGAUGAGAUGAGAAAAGAACUAAGAAAGCUGAAGGAGGAGCUUAUUGACGCAAUCAGGCAGGAACUGAGCAAGCCGAAUACUGCGUAGAGAAGCAAACUAAGGAGAGACAGGACUUGAAAUCUGGAGAAAAACCAAAAUUCCUACAACUGUUAACAACCCCCUACAAUUUUUAAGCUGUAAGAAGAAAAUGGAUAUACAGUCAGGAGGGAAAAACCACCAACCUCUGAAAGCCUUCAGACAUAGCGACUCUGGCAAUCAGCUGUUCCCUCCCAGUGUGCUGCUUUUGUUCCGACCUUCACCACAGUAUGGAGAAUUUGUUUUUGAGUUCCCAUAGCAGUACUAAACCCAUCAGGCAAGAUCACCGUGCAUUGAAAUAUUUUCAUAUCUAGAUGAAAUUGCACGUUUUCCACAAUCCAUUGCUAAAAUAAAGAAGAGAAAGGCUUAAGAGGUUUUUUCCAGAGGGCGCUGACGAAUUUAAUUUAGCGAGUUCUGCUGUUGCAUUGUAAACGUUUCUCUCAGGUUUGUCUUCCUAUCAUAUUUGAUAUUCCAUGAAUAGUUUUAAGAUCAUAAAGUAUGGAGCAAAUGGAGUUGUAUGUGCUUUCAAAGGGCGGUAUUUGUAAGAGAGGUCCUAAAAUGUUUAGUCCCACUUGAGGAAUUUUAGAGUGAUAGGAAGUCUCUUGGGUUAGCCUUCAUGCAAUUUUGUAGU